Messenger RNA from Nasonia vitripennis (jewel wasp), 420 nucleotides. Its product is annotated as 1,5-anhydro-D-fructose reductase-like. Gene Ontology annotation, molecular function: oxidoreductase activity. The record is from RefSeq and is a predicted model, not a curated record. Lineage: Eukaryota; Metazoa; Arthropoda; Insecta; Hymenoptera; Pteromalidae. Bases 1 to 420 code for a protein of 139 amino acids. The transcript has 2 exons.
AUGGUCGAUUUUUGUCACAAUUUAGGUAUUGUCGUGACAGUCCACAAUCCUCUCGGAUCUGGCGGUAUAAUUCAUGAGACUGGUAUCAGAAGAAAGCGCGACACGAUCGAAUUGCCGUCAGUUAUUCAAAACGAUGUCGUAAAGUCGAUUGCUAAAAAGCAUAACAAAUCACCUGCUCAGGUCACGUUACGUUUUGGAUUACAGAGGAAUCUGGUAGUCAUUCUAAAAAGUUCUCAUCCCAAGAGAAUACGUGAAAAUUUUGAUGUAUUUGAUUUUACUUUAACUGAUAGUGAAAUGAAACAGUUGAAAGCAUUAGAUCAGCACGGGAGAUAUAGAAAAUUCGCGAUGAGCACUGGCUUUCCUGGGGCCGAGAAUCAUCCGGAGUGUGAGAGAAUUAUCCUAAGUGACGAGAAUGUUUGA